Messenger RNA from Anthonomus grandis grandis, 2776 nucleotides. RefSeq names its product serine/threonine-protein kinase PLK4. The transcript has 12 exons. Gene Ontology annotation, biological process: protein phosphorylation. Lineage: Eukaryota; Metazoa; Arthropoda; Insecta; Coleoptera; Curculionidae. The coding region runs from base 187 to 2574 and encodes 795 amino acids. Gene Ontology annotation, molecular function: protein kinase activity; ATP binding. The record is from RefSeq and is a predicted model, not a curated record.
ACUUAUUCCUAACCUCGCAUAUUUUAAAAAUUGACAAGUGACGUUAGUUGACGUUUGGAUUUGUUUGUGUUGUUGUUAUUAGAGAAAAUUUGAAAAUUUAUAGUUUUGCUUUCUAUUUUAUAAAAACUGUACCCAGGAUAAAGUUUUCCGAUGUUUAAUUGAGUCGUGGGAGCGUAUAGAGGCAAAAUGAACGGCCCAAUUACGUUUAGCGACCGUAUAGAGGACUAUGAAGUGCACAAAUUACUGGGUAAAGGAGGGUUUGCUUCGGUUUAUCAAGCAAGAUGUAAAAAGACAGGAAUUGAUGUGGCAAUUAAAAUGAUUGACAAAAAACUUAUGCAAGCCGAAGGUAUGGUUGGACGGGUACAGCAAGAGGUCUCAAUUCAUUCUCGCUUAAAGCAUCCAUCGAUAUUGGAACUGUUCACCUUUUUCGAGGACAUCAAUUAUGUUUACCUUAUUUUGGAGUUGUGUCAUAAUGGGGAACUGCAGCAGUAUAUUAAAAGAAUGACAUUAACAGAAAUGGAAGUUGCAAAUAUAAUGAAGCAAGUUGUUGAAGGUAUAAAAUAUUUACAUUAUCACAACAUCUUACAUAGGGAUAUAUCCUUAUCGAAUCUUUUGCUGACCAAAGAUAUGCAAGUUAAAAUCGCAGAUUUCGGCUUGGCCACCCAAUUGACCCGCCCAGAUGAGAAACACCGAACCAUGUGCGGGACACCCAACUUUAUUUCUCCAGAAGUGGCGACCAGAGGCUCCCACGGUCUAGAAGUGGACGUGUGGGGACUCGGCUGUUUACUUUACACCCUUUUAGUCGGAUCCCCACCUUUUGACACCAAUGGUGUGAAAAGUACAUUGACCAGAGUAGUUAUGGCCAGUUACACUCUGCCCAAUCAUUUGUCUCACGAAGCCAAAGACUUGAUCAAUGCACUGCUGCAGAAGAAUCCCAAAGAUCGUAUUGGAUUAGAGCAGAUCCUGGAUCAUCCAUUUAUUAAAAGGGGUGCUGUUUUAACCAGCAAUCUCACCCAUGACAGUGGCAUACAUACCAUGUCAAGCCGAAGAGAGAGCGCCUUUAGCGAAGGUCUUCUUCUACAAAACACCAACUCCCAUAUGCUCCACUCACGAAAGGCGAGCAGCGAUUGUUACCCGAUAGAAUCGCAGUUUCAACCCGGUCGAUUAACUCACAGCAUGGAGUACGUCAACUUUAAUAAUAAUAAUAAUUAUCAGCAGUCAAAUAGAGAGGGGAUGUUUUCGAAUUGCGGUUCGAAUUGCGACCCAGUAAGCCGAUGCAGUUAUAGAGAUAUUCCCGCUAGUAUCAGCCAGUGUAGUAAUCAUCGCUAUCAUCCGAACGAUCCUGGGGGAGGAAACAAUAUAUUGAACGGCAUCCCGACCAAAUCGUCACCGCUACUCUCAGAAUGCUCGUCCCACCUGGACGUGUUGCCCUCGUUAAGUUCCAACCCGAAAAACGUGUUAAAUUCCCUGGAAAACCUUCGGAUAUCCCCGGACCCGGUACCCAGAUACCAGGGCACCGAGAAAUCGGAGAAAGGAAUCCAAAAGUCGCAAUCUCUAAUGCAACUUUGCUCCCAACGGUUACUACCCACCAGACACCAAACGAAAAAUGCGAUUUUAUGUAUACAAAACGACGGCGAAGUUACCGUGGAGUUUAUUAAGAAGAAGGGCAGCUUAAAGAAGGAGGUGGUUUGCGAGAUUAUUCGAAUAUCCCCGGACGGGAUGAGGAUAGUGAUGUACGAACCGGAAGGGGGCAGGGGAGUCGCUCCUUCCCACGAAACGCCCCCGUUACCCGUCCACGGGGCGGACAAAAUUUACAGCAUCGAAAACUUACCGGAGAAACACUGGAAAAAGUACAUGUACGCAUACAAGUUCGUCGAAUUGGUCAGAGCGAAAACGCCAAAGGUCACCUAUUAUAGCGACAAGGCCAAGUGUUUGCUCAUGGAGAACCUGACCGAUUUUGAAGUUUGUUUUUACGAGGGUGGAAAAGUGACUCAGACAACUACAGAAGGCACCACCUUAACCGACUCCGUCGGCCGUAAAUUUAAUUUUCGUUCGAAAAGCGAAUGUCGAAAUUUGUCGGGCACGUUCGAACUGAUGUGGAAACACACCGAGGAGUGUUUCGAACACUGUCUGCUAUUGGAGCGUACCUUGUCACGUUUACAAGGCAACAAUUUUCCAAUUAUUGUCGGCAGAAGACCGUCUUCGAUUGCAAGCAAUUGCGGAAAAGAGAAUAUUUCAAAGUCCGCUAUGCCCUCUUUCUCUAUGAACAGUUCGACUCCGAGCAGCGCUUUCGGAUUAACGAAUAAUAAGGAGAAACGCGUUUCGGUACCCGGGGUCGGUACCGCCGUUCAGCUCCCCAAUGGUGAGGUCAGGGUUAAAUACCAUGACGGGUCUCAACUGUGGGUGGACGGUAAACAUCACGUAAAGUACCAGUACCCAGACGGUCAGGUGGUGAACUAUAGGGACACAGACAGUAUACCAAAGUCGAUUAUGGACAAGAUGCAAUUGAUGCCUAAAGUUGUCAAACACCUGAGCACUCCGUUAGUCGCCAAGCAAAUGCAGUACUUGAGAUAGCAAAAACUCACUUUACGUAAUUGUAGAUAUUUUCGAUUUUUAUAUAAAAGGAAAAUAAUUAAUGUUUGACCUUACAGGCAGUAUUGUUUAGUUUUAUCAUUCUUAAGUUAUACGAAAAGUUGUUAAGUUAUUUUUUUUUAAUUUUAAUUAUAAUUCGAACUGUGGUGAAAACAUUAAAUUUUAUGAUUCAGUCCAAAAAAUA